AUCUCAAUCGAGAUUCAGCAGUUGUUGGGAAAGCAUCACCGCUGCAAGUUGCCUCGGUCAUGUUAACCGAAAUUCCAUCAAAGUUUUAAGUGCAUUUUGUAAAAAAAAACAGUGGUCAGGUUGUUCCAAGGUUGUGUAAAAGUAACAUUUGUUGUGAAUAAUUCAGAGUACAAGUGAAACGAAGUAAAUACUUAUAAAAUUGAAGAUCUCAGUAGCUUACCUAUACCGAAAAAAUCAUCCAUGCUUCUCUCUCAGUGCAAAUUAUUUGAAUGGAUGAAUAUUCUUCAUUCGUCUCGUGUUUGACAAUUUAAAUUGAUCCGUAAAUUUCUGCACAGACUGACUUAACAAGUGGUUAUUAUAGUUGUUUAAAUCUGACAUGUGUUGCUAAACCUGUCACUUGUCUCAUUUUGAUGCGCUACUCCUUUGAUUUAGCAUUUGACAACUCGUUUGUAUCAAAUUGCACCUGAUUCUCGUGUUGUUUUGCGAGAAACGUAAUACUUAAGAUGUGAUUAAAGCUCAAAGAAGGCGAGGCAACCAGAGCAGUGAGACGAUUGCCGAUGGACAUAAUAAACUUGAACCAGAUUUCACCUUAUUCUUAUGGAUAAGGGCUUCACGGCAGCUCCUUCUGCUGAUAACAGUGCGGUUGUUGUGUGAAUUCAAAAUGUGACAAAGACCAGCAUGGUAAUUAAAACAAUGCAUCACAAAGCAGUGCAAAGAAGAAUGCCUUCUCCACACCAACAUCAUAAUCUCAUUUUCAUCCUCAGUUUAAUCAACAUUUUGCACACUUCACUCGCCUCCCAUUGGAUAAACUUGAACCUGUGGCAUGACGAGCUGUCCACAUGGGAUCCAGAGCAAUCAAUUUCUAACAAUGUGACCCCAAUUGCAAGUCCAGGAGGCAAACUACUAACAACAGCAACGAGUGGUCUACCCGGUUGUCACGAGCUGGACGGUCUCACUGACGGCCAACUUAAGCUCUGUCUCCUCUUCACAGAUCACAUGCGGUCGGUUGUGGCUGGAGCAAAGUUAGGUUUGUCAGAAUGUCGCUGGCAAUUUCGACAUCAUCAUUGGAACUGCAGUGUGCUUCCAAUACAGAAAAAAACAACUUUGUCUGAUGACAAGAGGGCAACGACGACAACGACGGCGAGCACGAUCAUAACCCCACAAUCUAGAAUUCUUCGUGAAAGCAAAAAUGGCAACUUUAACCCUUCCACGAGGAAGAGAAAGACAAGAAAUUUUCAGAACGGGACAGAAAACUUGAAUCUUGGGAGAGACUUUUAUUCUUCGGACCCAUUGCCCACAACCACAAAGUCAAAGAAAAAGAAUCGCAAAAAUCAUUCAAUUUCUAACGACAUGGAAGAUCCGAGUACAAAUAAUAAUUUUGUGAUGGGCGGAAUGACAAAAUCACCAACAGGAAAAAGAGGGCAGCAGAUAAGUCUGGAAACUCAACCAGCUUCGCAUAGUCAUCAUCAUCACGACAAAGAGGAAAAGGCACAAAAUUGGAAUUCCAUCUUGACACGAGGCACCAAGGAGGUAGCCUUCGCCCAAGCCGUGUGGAGUGCAGCCGUGACGGAAGCCGUGGCCAGAUCAUGUCGAGAAGGUUCAAUAUCUUCGUGUGGUUGUGGCAAGACACCAAGACCAGCCGACCUUAAGGAUGAAUGGCGUUGGGGUGGUUGUGGAGAUAAUCUUCAAUAUGGAUACAAGUUCGCACAAAAUUUUGUGGACAUUCGAGAACAAGAAAAUCCUACAGUGGACAAAAAGGGGAAAACACGGUCAUUGGUUAAUCUUCACAACAAUGAGGCCGGCCGGCGAGCUGUACUAAAGAAAACGAAAAUUGCUUGCAAAUGUCACGGCGUGAGUGGAAGUUGUGCACUGAUAACAUGUUGGCAUCAAAUUCCGACGUUCAGAGAAAUAGGAGACUACUUAAAAGUUCAGUACGAAAAGGCAACACAGGUCAAGCUGAACAGACGAGGAAGAUUGCAAGUUAAGAAGAACGGAGUGCCAGUUCCUUCCGUGGUCGAUUUAGUGUAUACGGACUUAUCUCCCAAUUAUUGCUUUCAAAAUGAGACACUUGGCAUUUAUGGCACGUCUGGAAGAAUCUGCAAUAAAACGGUGUCGUCCCCAAACAGUUGCAAAAAUCUUUGCUGCAAUCGAGGACAUACUUCAGUAGUUGCAAAGUCAGGACACCGAUGCAACUGCAAAUUUAUGUGGUGUUGUCAAGUUGUUUGUGAAGAGUGCCGUAGUGUUCAGAAAUACGAUGUUUGUAAAUAAACUUUUUUGUACCAGUCGUUGUUCACUCUCA
Folsomia candida is the source of this 2299-nucleotide messenger RNA. RefSeq names its product protein Wnt-5a. Gene Ontology annotation, molecular function: cytokine activity; frizzled binding. The transcript has 10 exons. Gene Ontology annotation, biological process: neuron differentiation; cell fate commitment; multicellular organism development. The coding region runs from base 679 to 2268 and encodes 529 amino acids. NCBI's taxonomy places the organism in Eukaryota, Metazoa, Arthropoda, Collembola, Entomobryomorpha, Isotomidae. Gene Ontology annotation, cellular component: extracellular region. The record is from RefSeq and is a predicted model, not a curated record.